This is a messenger RNA of Mus caroli (Ryukyu mouse), 2286 nucleotides long. The record is from RefSeq and is a predicted model, not a curated record. NCBI's taxonomy places the organism in Eukaryota, Metazoa, Chordata, Mammalia, Rodentia, Muridae.
UAAUAGGACGGCGGGAGAGAGCUCGGGGUUUCUUAAUACGCAUGCGUCCAAUCUCUCUCUGUGACGCAAGUGGGGCGGGGCCGACAACAGGGUGCGCGUGCGCAGAGCUUGCUGGAAGGGCUUUAUUUAGCCUGCGCAGGCGCCCGCUUAUCAUUUCUCCUCAGCCACGCCGAGGCUUUGUGUGGAGCCCUGCAAUCUGUGUGGACGCCAGGACCACCGAAGGGACGAUGAUGCUGGGAGCAGAAGGCGGAGAGGGCUUCGUGGUGAAGGUCCGGGGCUUGCCCUGGUCCUGCUCCGCGGAUGAAGUACAGCGCUUUUUUUCUGGUGAGUUGAGGCGGGAGUUGUCAGUGGGGCCCGCGGCUGGGCCGGGCCGGGCUGGGGCGGGGCGGGCCUCCCGGGCGCCCCCUAGCGAGUCGCGGCCACCAGCGGUUUCCCCAGGAGGCUCGCGUUCUGUUGGCCGCUGUUACGCAAUGGUAAUUGCGAAAUCCGCACCCCCCAACCCCCUUGGGGAUGCUGGUGGCCCUGCUGAAUUUCUGUGUCCUGACACAGCCAAUGAUGGCUUUGUACGGCUUAGAGGACUCCCUUUUGGAUGUAGCAAGGAAGAAAUUGUUCAGUUCUUCUCAGGGUUGGAAAUCGUGCCAAAUGGGAUAACAUUGCCGGUGGACUUCCAGGGGAGGAGUACGGGGGAGGCCUUCGUGCAGUUUGCUUCACAGGAAAUAGCUGAAAAGGCUCUAAAGAAACACAAGGAAAGAAUAGGGCACAGGUAUAUUGAAAUAUUUAAGAGCAGUCGAGCUGAAGUUAGAACUCAUUAUGAUCCACCACGAAAACUUAUGGCCAUGCAGCGGCCAGGUCCCUAUGACAGACCUGGGGCUGGCAGAGGGUAUAACAGCAUUGGCAGAGGAGCUGGUUUUGAGAGGAUGAGGCGUGGUGCUUAUGGUGGAGGCUAUGGAGGCUAUGAUGAUUAUAAUGGCUAUAAUGAUGGCUAUGGAUUUGGUUCAGAUAGAUUUGGAAGAGACCUCAAUUAUUGUUUUUCAGGAAUGUCUGACCACAGAUAUGGGGAUGGUGGCUCUACUUUCCAGAGUACAACCGGACACUGUGUACACAUGCGGGGAUUACCAUACAGAGCUACUGAGAAUGACAUUUAUAAUUUUUUUUCACCACUCAACCCUGUGAGAGUACAUAUUGAGAUUGGACCUGAUGGCAGAGUAACUGGUGAAGCAGAUGUUGAGUUUGCAACCCAUGAAGAUGCAGUUGCAGCUAUGUCAAAAGAUAAAGCAAAUAUGCAACACAGAUAUGUAGAACUCUUCUUGAAUUCUACAGCAGGAGCAAGCGGUGGUGCUUACGAACACAGAUAUGUAGAACUCUUCUUGAAUUCUACAGCAGGAGCAAGCGGUGGUGCUUAUGGUAGCCAAAUGAUGGGAGGCAUGGGCUUGUCAAACCAGUCCAGUUACGGUGGCCCAGCCAGCCAGCAGCUGAGUGGUGGUUAUGGAGGUGGCUACGGUGGCCAGAGCAGCAUGAGCGGAUAUGGUAGCCAAGGAGCAGUGAGCAGCAGCUACUACAGUAAUGGAAGCCGAGCAUCUAUGGGCGUGAAUGGAAUGGGAGGGAUGUCUAGCAUGUCUAGUAUGAGUGGUGGAUGGGGAAUGUAAUUGAUUUUGAUCACUGACUCUUGGUCAAAAAGAAAUUUUUUUAAAAACCCCUCAGUUUAACAGAUUUUGCAAUCCAUCCACCCUUGUGGUUUUAUGCCUGCUCUUAAGUGAACAUUGGCAUCGCUCAAAGAAGGUUCAAUGUUGAACAUAGCAGUCACCUAGGAUGAUAGAGCAAAGUUGAGUGAACUGUAACUGUUAAACUUAAUUCCUAGCUUUUCUCUAGUUACUGUAGGAUGUACGUAAGCAGUAAGUGUAUUUAGGUUAAAGCAGUUGAAUUAUGUUAAAUGUUGCUCUUAUACAUACAUUGAACACUGUUGAUGCAUGUUGAAAAAACAUGCUUUUUUUGUAAAACUAUAGGAGCUGCGUCUACAAUUAAAAAGUGAAACAUUUGGCAUGUUUGUUAAUUCUAAAUUCAUUUGAUAACCUGUAAGGCACGUGAGUUUAAAGCUUUUUUUUUUUUUUUUUUAAGUUAAUGGAGAAGUUUUGAAAGGUAAUACCAUUAUUUUUUAGGAUUUUUGGUCUUAGUGUUUGUAUGAAAUUCUGAGGCCUUGAUUUAAGUCUUUCAUUGUAUUGUGAUUUCUUUUUAGGUGUAUUGCGCUAAGUGAACCUUGUCAAAUAAAUCUUCCUUUUAAAAGCUGCA